CCUGAAUCAUCAUGGCGGACAGCCGCAGAGGAACAGUUUGUUAACUGUGAUAAUGAUUUUGAGGUCAUAAGAUUACCAUCAGAAAAAUGAAAGUUCGACUAUCUCUAAGGGCUUACGCCAAAAUUCUCCUACAUACCGCUAAAUACCCACACAAAGCCGUGAACGGAGUUCUUCUUGGCGUGGAAAACCCCAAAGAUGGUGAAAUUUAUGCGCUCGAUGCUAUUCCUUUGUUUCAUAUUACCCUUGGAUUGGCGCCUAUGCUGGAAGUGGCCUUGGCGAAGGUAGGGAGAAGUUCUUUUUAUAUUCUUAAAGCGUUUUUCGACCAGUUCAUAGCCUAACAAGUCCCUAAAAUUGUUUGUGUGCCCCGAGUUCAUGGUGCCAAAUUGAUUGGGUUCCUAAAGUAAAUUUUUUAUUCUCGUGUAACCUGUAAGCUUUUGACUUUUCUGGUUAAGGUUUGGAUUAAAGAUUAAUUGCAGGUGUUGAACACACAGGAGAACUGUUGAACCUCAAAUUUCGCGAUUCAAUGUCAACCAAUUCAAUGUAAAUUCUGUUUUUUUUUCCAUCGACAUUGAACUUAAUAUUUUACACUCCUUAAUUUAAAAUGGAUUUUGGAUCAGAAAAACGUUUGCCUGUUAGAAAAGUAUUUUUUUUAGUUUCAAAAUUUCUAAAAGACAUGCUGAAGUACACUGAAUGUUAGAAUGGUAGUUAUUUUCAUAUUCAUCCAUGGAAACAGAAAUGGUGAACGCUUUGGCUAAAUACUUGGCACCUGGGCAUGGUCUUAAACAGACCAAAUUCCUGGUAGUUUGAAAUUUCAGCAAAUUUCAGAGUUCAGAUAUGUCAACUAGAAAAGAAAAAUACAUUUUGGAAUCAUUUAACAUGUCCAGGGAACUAUAGGCUACUUUUAACAGUUUUUUUUUUUUUUUUUUUUUUUUUUUUUUUAAUUGCAACACGAAGAACACUACUUUACAAAACAAGACGAACACUACUUACAAUACCACCUACAAGACGUUACUUAUUCUACUUACUAUAUAAUACUUCCUUAGACUGCAAUUCUUACCCUACUUUUUACAGUUUUUUUUUUUUCGCUUACACACCUAUGUAUCUAUUAAAUUAUAAUUCAAAAUGGGUUUCCAUUUAGCCUCUAGCAUCUUCCUAUCAUUAAACUUAGCCGCAAUGUGACAUUCAUGUUUCAUAACAGUUACAUCCAACAUAUCUGUCUACAUAUUCUCCAUACUGUUCUGUAUACACUUCUAAGGUGCUGAGAAAGAGAAAUGAAGAAUUUCUUUAUCAGUUAGUGACUAAAACAUUUGAUUCAGGGGUGAUAGCAUUAAGGGGAACUAGAUCCUAGUUACUCUUUGGGUACAAAGGUUAAAGACAUUUCAAAGAACCCUCAGAGGAAAUCAUGCAAAAUUUCUGCCUGCUAGGUGUUAAGCUCAUUUACUUUAAUCUCUGCCUACUGGGCAUGUGGCCAUUGUGUAUAACAAAAUGAUGAACUCUGUCACAUUUUGACUGUGAUACAAUUCUGAGUAGUCUUUUUAAGAAACACUCCAUUUAAGACAUUAUUCAUGUAUUGAAGUUGGUAUUGCUGUGGUAGGUGUGAACAAAUUAAUUUUCGGAGUGUUUGGUUAUCCUCUGACAGUUGCUUCCCUAGGGAACUGUUAUUCAUUGCACUAGUCAGUCAAGGUUGCAAUCAACAGUUAUUUCCAGGACUGCCUUGACCAGAAGAUGUUUUGAUAUUUGACUUAAUGAAUUGAUAAAGGAAGAAAAGAUUACAGUAAAAACACUCUUGAAAAACUUCCCAUCCUUUCAUCCUUUUGAAAGCUGUUGGUAAAGUAAUUGUAUCAUUAUUUCUCUUGUCUAGGUUGAUAUUCACUGUAAAAAGAAUGAGUUACAGAUAGUUGGUUAUUAUCAAGCUAAUGAACAUAUUAAUGACAAUAGGUGAGUUAAAUCUACCAGUAAAAACAUAAAAUUUUUAUGAGUUUUACAUUUGAAAAAGGGUUGUUGACUUGUCAAAAGUCUUUGGGUGAGAUAGGGUUAGACAAACAAAUUUUUAUGAAUUUCACAUUUAAAAAAGGAUUGUAAACUUGAAAACACUUUUGAGGAUCAGUUUUGUCAAGUGUUCAUGUGAGAUAGAGUCAGUCAAACAAUAGAUUUAGAGCUUCAGUGGGUAAGCCAUCUCUAUAAUUUUUUUUUACUCCCAUUGCUUUUCUUCUCACAAAAGAGCAAACAAAAAAGGAAAGAACAUGGACAGAGAGGGCUAGUGUGGUUGAGGUGGAAAAGUUUUUGUGUGUGUGAGAAUUUUUCUAAGCCCACUUCUUUUUCAAAACAAGUUUAUUUGCCAGACAGUUAAUUGUCAGGCAGUUUAUGAAGAGUCUUUUUUACCUUUCCAAAAAUGAGAUUUGAAAAACUUUACAAAGAUGACCUCAAUGGGAGGAAAAAAGUUAUCAUUAUGCCCUUCUUCUAUUGAUGGAUUGAAAGGAGAUACAGGUGUAUGAGUCCUUCUUGUAUGUUAUUGAGGCAGUUCCAGUUUUGCCUUGAAAUACCUUACCAAUUGAGUUUCAGAGCAAUUAUAGUCAAGGAAGGCAGUAUUCUUUGUUGUUGUUUUAUAUAUUUUUCCUGAGAGUUCACACAACAAAUACAAAUUUGUCAUUAUCUCUUCCCAGUCCUAAUGCAAUAUGCUACAAGAUUGGAGAGAAAAUAUGUGAUCAGUUUAACAAUGGUUUUAUGCUAAUGGUAAGUGGAUGUUAUUCAUGUCCAACUGAUUUUAUUUUUUGUGUCACAUUGGUGUUGAUGAUUAAUAUUUAAUUAAUAAUUAAUGAUCAAUUAAUAAGAAUUUGUGUAAGAAAUUCUUGUGUAAGGCGAUGUUUGUCAUGAUCACUGUAAUUUUGCACUUUCUUUGUAUGAUACAGAUAGAUAAUACAAAGCUGACAGUACCAUGUAAAGAAAUAGCUUGUAAGGUAAAGAUGUUCCAUACUUUGUAACAUUUGUGUGUGAUUUGCAUUGAAUUGUACUAUUCCCUGAAAGUAUGACCAAGAAAGUCAUUAAUCCAAGUCAUUGCCAAUAGUGAGGCAGUUCAAAUAAACAAUAUUCAUAUAUAAUCACACUUGUUCGUUUGUCACUUCAAGGAUUUAUUGCAAACCAACAAAAUGACCAGCUCUCAGUUGGCUUGUUGGCUCAGUUGGUAGAGCACUGCACUGUUACUGCAGAGGUCAUGGGUUCAACUCCUGUACAGGCAUGAUUUUUUUUAAGCUUUAAUUUAAUUACUGUCCAAGAAGUGUUCAUUUCUGCAAAGAUCACUCUCAUCUUCAUUUAUUUAUCUGCAGUUCAAAGUUAUGAUGUUCAAAAUCAACAAACUCACACUUUUUCAGUGUUGCUGAUGUUAGAUCUGCUAACCAUGUGCAUGGAUUGAUCUACGCAGGAAAAGUGAAGUUAAACUAUCAAUAAAAGCAAAACCUAAGAAAAGAGUUCAGACUUGAAACAACCUUCUGGAUACUAUUUUGUUGUUACUAUUAACUGAGCAACAAAAACACUUUACAGGAGUGAGGCAAAUGUUGCUUGUUUUUUUACAUGUAUGUUCCACCUUUUGUUCACAGGGUUUUAUGUCUGAACUAUUUUCCUUUUGUUUCACCCUGCAGUGUUAUGUGGUCCAAGACAAUAAAUGGAAGCAAAGUGACAAAGAUUUGUAAGUACCAUUCAACUCAGUUAGCUGCAUUCAAUAUGAUAUCAGUAUCCCUUUCUCACGUGAUUUCUAGAAGGUAAAGAUGAUGAGUUUAUUACAGAGGGUGAUGUUGCAACGUUAUGCUGUAAUGCAGUGAGUUGUUGAAUUGUCAGGGAAGCAUGAAUGAGUAGGGCUCCCAGUUCCCUAAAGCUGAACCAAGCAUGAUAAGCUUUUUAGAUAAUUUCCACUAUAGUGCUUCCUUCUGUGGGUGAAUUGAUUAUUCUCCCACAAUAUUGCUACUCUAGAGUAAGAAAUUUGGAGAGAAAGGUGGGGCAAUAUGAUGGAUAAGAGCACCAUGAAUUUUAAUUAUUAAUAGUAAAUCUAAAACAAUUUUAUUACCACCAUUAAAUGGUUCCUAAAAUAACACUGGUCCUUCUGGUUGGGAUACCAGGUCAUCACAGGUUACCCUUUUUUUAUUUCUAGUCACAGGCUACCCAAUUCUGUCCAUUCCCCUGAGUGCAGAGAAACACUAUGACAGCAAAGUCUUUCUCAAACACAAAACAAUGACCCUGGUCAGGAGUGAAUAUGAAAUUUUAAUUUGGAGUCCAGUGUACUUUCCAUUUGACUAUUGCAUCACCCAUCUAAAUACAGAUGUUCUAAAUUAAAACUCACAUCCAAAUGUACACAGCAGUGAUCACAAACAUACAUCUCAUUACUAACACCAUGAUGUUUAUUUUCCUCUUUUCCCUAAUGUAUUAACUCUGAAAAAGUGAUUGAAAGGCUGUUAGAUUUAAGCAACAGUGUAACAAAGGUCAUUACUUCCUAAACUUAACAUUUAGUACUCAACUUUUGUACAUGAUGUCAGUGGUUUGACAGUUAUGACUGUGCAAUUACACUGUUUGGAAAUUGUAUCAUUGCAGAUUACUUGAAGGUGAAGAUUCACUGCAACUCGCCACUGAACUUCUAGAAGGAAAAGUGUAUCAGAGUCUCAUAGAUUUUGACAAUCACCUUGAUGACAUCACACAAGAUUGGCUUAACAAAGAUAUCAAUAAAGUAGUUGAUAUAUCACCCACAGCUUGAAUUUAUUGCCUAGUUUUGUUGAUAUUUUCUGAAUCAAUGACAAGAGUUACUUAAGUCUCUUUAAUAUGACAGUAAUAUAUAAUCCUGAGCAGUUCUUUGUUCUUAUGUAUGUUGUUUCUCAAAAUGCAUUUUUUUAAAUUUACAUACAAACCCUACUGAAUUGAAAUAUUCUUAAUUGAUGAAGGGAAAAUUUGGUUUUAUCAACUGAGUUGAUAAUAAAAAAAGUUUCUCAGCUGGAAGUUUCAAGCAGUAGGCCUUCGGCAGAGAAUCUCAGCAUCUUUAACUCUGACAAAGGGCUCAUACGGCUGGAAAUCUCAGCAUAGAAACUCUUUUCUUUACAGUGGCUAAGUGACAUUAUCGAAACUCAGUUGAUAAAACCAAUUUAUCUUGUUAUUCCUCCACCAGUGCAACAACACAGUUUCUUUAGAAACUUGUCCCCCCUGGAGUAUUCUUAAUUGCAUAUAUAAACAGUAGUAUGUCUCUUAACUAUUUUUGAAAUCAUAUAUUGUAACUAGAAAUGUAAGUUUGUGAAAGACUUGAGGUCCUCUGGGGGGAAGUGUGAACUUUGUAGGAGUGGAAAUCAGUGUGAAGCUGAAAAUUGCUCAGAGACAAACCCAAUUUCACUGAAUUAGAAUUCCAACAACAACAGAAAAAGACAUCACAGUGAGACUCCAAGAUCAAGCUUAUAUAACCUGGUCUGUUUUAUGAAGCCUUACAGCUGUAAAUAUGUAUUUUAACAAUACUUAUGAAAACAUUUAUCUGUGGAAAAAAGUUGAACUUUUUUUAAAAACUCCUCACAAGAGGACCUCAUGUACUGUAUUUCACAAAAGUCAUUGGAAUGAAUGUCUGUCAAAGUGUGAAAAAUUAAACUGAACUGGAAAUUUUAACACCUUUAUUCUGUGGACUCUAAUGCAAGGUAAAGGUGUUAUGUGUCAAAAAUUCAUCAUUGGUGUUAAUCGUUCUGUUUUGAACAGGAUAAUUAAUUAGACUUGAUCUAUUUAAAUGGAAAGCUUACUCUUGUUUCAUAUGUUUAUCUUUGGUUAAUAUUCUUAUCAUUGGUUACUCCUAUUCAAUUCAAGCUUGUGAAUUAAGGUACACAGAAAUUGGAGAAAUUUAUGUCAAAGGAGAAUCAUUGUCGCAAUCAUAGGCAAAGAUAUUAUUAUCUUUGAGCAAUAGGGGUGAUAAUUGGAAAGAAAAAGUAUCAAAUGUACAUGUAUACAUUAUGUGUUGUGUGAUAAAUUUUGCCUCCACAUCAUGACACCUGACCUUUAUAUGUAAUGUGGUUGUAAUAACUAGGUCCUUUCAAUUUUAGUAACAGUGAUGUAAAACAUUAGGCAUUAAAAGUCUUUUCUGCUAUCAUGGAUUGUUAAUGUGCAUCAUAGUUUGUUGUCUUAUUUUUAAGAUUGCUCUCGUCUCAGGUAGUAUAAAAGGCUUUUUGAAGGUUCGAAGUAUAUCUCAAAACCUUUCCUGGAUGAAUGUUUCAAAAAUUGUUCUUUUAUAUAGUGGAAUGC
Pocillopora meandrina is the source of this 6249-nucleotide messenger RNA. NCBI's taxonomy places the organism in Eukaryota, Metazoa, Cnidaria, Anthozoa, Scleractinia, Pocilloporidae. The record is from the annotation of a GenBank genome assembly.